AUGGGCAAAUUCUGCAAAUGCAACGGGAGGCUGCUCUGCAUGUGCCUGCUCCCGUUCAUGAUGACUGGACACCUCCUUGUGUACAUCUUGGUCACCAUCUUCGUCACCAUAUCCUACGCGCCCCCCAAAAUUCCUGUCCACUUCAUUGCACCUGGGAGCUCCUCUAAUUCAGCUAAAAUGGCUUCGCAUCCACUCAACGCUUUCUGGAACCUGAGGCUGAUCGAUUCAGCCUUGUGGAACAGCUUACAACACGGCUGUGAUCGCCUCUACAAUCCGAUACUAAGAGGCAACGCAAGCAUGGCUGUCCAACAAACCAAAAUUAAGCUUGAUCCUUCGUCAGUUGGGUGUGUGUCCAAUUGUAUACCUGAAAUUGGAUCACACACCGUUGCCAAUGAACUCAAGGCCAUGUCUGAUCAAAUGAGAGCCUUUGUGUCAUCCAUGCGCUGUAGAGAGUACCCCUACAUUAUCAAUCAACCAGGUUUAUGUUAUAACAACGAAACUUUAGACACACCUUUACUUCUUAUGGCAAUCAAAUCCCAAAUGGGCAACUUUGAAAACAGGCAAGCCAUUCGUGACACAUGGGGUCGCAGUGGGCAUGUCAGCGGUGAGUAUAAUAUAAGAGGAGGGUUAGUCCGGACAGUUUUCUUACUCGGAAAGCAAGAUUCCAAUCCCAAAUCAAACUUCCAUGAUCUACUGCAGAAAGAAAGCGAGAAGUAUGGAGAUAUCUUACAAUGGGAUUUCAAGGAUACCUUCUUCAACCUCACGCUGAAGGAUGUGCUUUUCUGGCGUUGGUUCAAACAGUACUGCCCGAAAGCCAUUUUUGUCUUCAAAGGUGAUGAUGAUGUCUUUGUACGCACAGAUGCUCUUGUGGAUUUCCUGAAUAAACAAUGGGAGGAGCACAACUUAUGGCAGGCCUAUACCAAUGAAACAGACAAAGGAUUGGACUUGUUCAUUGGAGAAGUUAUCUACAACGCAAAACCAAAUCGGGACCCAUCUACGAAGUACUUUAUACCUGGAAGUUUUUACCAAGGGGUGUAUCCAGCUUAUGCAGGCGGAGGUGGGGUGGUGUACUCCGGGUCACUAGCAUUACGGUUAAAAGAGAUUUCUGACAAAGUGUCCCUCUUCCCCAUAGAUGAUGUGUAUCUCGGCAUGUGUUUGAGUAAACUUGGAGUAGUUCCGAGCCACCAUCCGGGGUUCUUGACGUUCGAUCUGCCCAUUACGCAAAGGGGCAAUCCGUGUGCCUAUAAGUCUGUUUUGCUGGUGCACAGGAGGAGCCCAAGAGAAAUGGUAGCUUUAUGGAACCAUCUACGGAACCUACGCAUGCGAUGCUUUAGGUGA
Messenger RNA from Boleophthalmus pectinirostris (great blue-spotted mudskipper), 1338 nucleotides. Its product is annotated as N-acetyllactosaminide beta-1,3-N-acetylglucosaminyltransferase 2-like. Gene Ontology annotation, cellular component: membrane. NCBI's taxonomy places the organism in Eukaryota, Metazoa, Chordata, Actinopteri, Gobiiformes, Gobiidae. The record is from RefSeq and is a predicted model, not a curated record. Gene Ontology annotation, molecular function: hexosyltransferase activity. Bases 1 to 1338 code for a protein of 445 amino acids. The transcript has a single exon.